Molecule: messenger RNA, 836 nt
Organism: Mobula hypostoma (lesser devil ray)
Lineage: Eukaryota; Metazoa; Chordata; Chondrichthyes; Myliobatiformes; Myliobatidae
Exons: 2
Coding region: 14-457 (147 amino acids)
Source: RefSeq, a predicted model, not a curated record
GCGCAGCGAUCGGAUGGCGGCCACUAUCAGCCUGUUCGAUUUGGUCAAUCUGAGCAUCGGGCACCCCGGGCCCGGUGCAGUGAAUUUCACGGCCCUGCACUCGUUAUUGCACGCCGUGUUGCAGCACCUGGGCAUCCAGCAGGUGCUGACAGAGCGGCAACCCGAGUUGCUCGGCGCCGAGCCCGCGCCCGCGCCCUCUGCCUCUCCCUACCGCCAGCUGGAGCAGCAGCUGCUGCGGAUGGAGCGGCAGGUGGAGGAGCUGACACGCCUGCCCAGCGCCCUGGAGCUGCUGCAGCGCAGCCGGCAGGACGGCAAGGCCGUGAGCGACGUCUGGAACCUACUUCAGCUCCGCAAGAGCACUGAGCUCAACCGGGAAGGUGUGGACAAGGGCAACACCACCACCCCCCCCACUCCCCUGCUUUCCUGCCUAUUCUUUCGAUAUGCUGUGUAUCCUUGAACAUUAACCUCCCAGCGUUUUGUUUAUGAUACAUUGUUUGCAGCUGAACACAAAUAUAACUUCAGUCUACUUGUAUCAUGUAGGAAUUUGGAGAAACAAGAAAUUAACUUUUAUUGAAUAUGAUGAUUUAAUUUUUGUUUGUACUCUGUAUCUGAUACUUUUUACUUAACUGUCCAACAAUAAUCAGCUAGCAUUGAUGGAUUCCAAUUCCCCCGAUAUGACUUCUUCAUGAUCCCAAAGUCCUGGUGAAACCUUUCACCAUGCUCAUCACUGUCAGUGCCAAGGUUUUGCAGGGAAGAAGUCUAAACGGGAGCACAGAAAGUGAAUCUAUAGUGACGUGUUGCACUUCAUGGUUUUUGUAUGCUUGAAGCAUGUUGUC